This is a messenger RNA of Tyto alba (common barn owl), 5727 nucleotides long. RefSeq names its product pleckstrin homology like domain family B member 1 (gene PHLDB1). The record is from RefSeq and is a predicted model, not a curated record. The coding region runs from base 275 to 5197 and encodes 1640 amino acids. Lineage: Eukaryota; Metazoa; Chordata; Aves; Strigiformes; Tytonidae. Gene Ontology annotation, biological process: regulation of microtubule cytoskeleton organization. The transcript has 25 exons. Gene Ontology annotation, cellular component: basal cortex. Gene Ontology annotation, molecular function: protein binding.
CCCCUUGGCAUUUGCUGCCUUCGCCGCUUCCCACGGCGGGAACAAGCGGCGCGUUCUGCAAGCGGCGGCGGGAGAAGAAAGGCCGCCUUGUCCGCCCCAGCGGUGGGGCGCCGGCCGGGGCGGCCACGCUCCCACCCCGCAUUCCUACAGCAGAGCCAGCUGGAGAGGGGCUGCACCCCGCGAAGGACGGGCUGGGGGGACGGCAGGCGUCUCCUGCGCGGUGAGGAGCCAGCGGCCUGUGCCCGAGAGUGCCUGGCGUCUCCGAGCGGGCACCAUGGAGGCAUCCGGCAGGACCCCCGCCAGCCCGACCCGCAGAGUCCAGACCAUCAUCCAGAACAGCCCCCUGGACCUGAUCGACACGGGCAAGGGGCUGAAGGUGCAGACAGAGAAGCCGCACUUGGUGAGCCUGGGCAGCGGCCGGCUCAGCACCGCCAUCACGCUCCUGCCGCUGGAGGAAGGGAGGACCACCAUCGGCACGGCCGCGAGGGACAUCGUCCUGCAGGGCCCCGGCCUGGCGCCCCAGCACUGCUACAUCGAGAACGUGCGGGGGACGCUCACCCUGCACCCCUGCGGCAACGCCUGCGCCAUCGACGGCGUGCCGCUGCGGCGGCCCACGCGCCUCACCCAAGGGUGCACCAUCUGCCUGGGCCAGGCCACCUUCCUCCGCUUCAACCAUCCCGCCGAGGCCAAGUGGAUGAAGAGCAUGAUCCCGGCGGGGAGCAGGAGCCCGGCGGCUCUCUACGGGCUGCCAGCAAAGCCCGAGGCCCUGGUGAACGGUGGCCGCCAGCCGUCGGAGCGCGGGUGUCCCAGCCACAGCUCCCUCGUCAGCUCCAUCGAGAAGGACCUGCAGGACAUGGACUCACUGGUGCUGGAGGAGCCGGCGUCCCCCGGCGGCAAGAAGCCACCCGCCGGUGGCCGGUCCCCCCUCUCCCCCGUGGUGAACGGGGGCGGGCGCUGCCUCCUGUCCUCCCCACCCAGCCCCGGGGCUGCCUCGGGGGGCUCCAGCUAUGAGAACUUCUCCCCCCUCUCCUCCCCGGCCAGCAGCGGCGGCUACACCAGCCCCUCGCCCAGCAGUCAGGAGCAGGGUCCGGCCGUGCCCCCCGUCGUCCCGCUCCGCUCUUCCAGCUACAACCACGCCGUGCAGCCGCCACCCCCUCCCAGCGGGGGUCCUGGCGAGCCUUGGCCACCUGAGAGGCUUGGGGACCACCGGGCGGGCAGCCCCCGGCUGACACCCAGGGCAGCGCCGCGGCCACGGGCAGCCCUGCAGGAGCGGCCCCCCAGCCCCUUCCGGGAGCCGCGGGACCCCCCGGCCCCCAGCCGGCAGCCCACCGGCAGGGCGGUCCCAGAGGCCCGGCUGCAGCCCCCCGAGAGCCCGCGGGCAGCCCGGAGGAAUGUGGAGAGCAUGCGAGAGCUGCCCCCGCUGAGCCCCUCCUUGUCACGCCGGGCCGCCAGCCCCCGGCCGGCCCCCGACGCCCCCUCCCCACAGCCCCGGCUGGGCAGGGAGGUGCCCGGCAGCCCCCGCACCAGACGCAAAGGCCCAGAGGAGACAAGGGUCACCGGGAGCCCCUCACCCCCGCUGCCGCCAGAGACCCCCCCGCGCCGCCCCAGCUUUGGCACCUGCCUGAGCCCGGCAUACGGGCUGGGCUCCCCGGCCAUGCCCUCGCCCCGGCAGAGCCCCCGUGCCCCCAGGAAGCCCUUGGGGGACCCACGGCCGCCGGCGGGGCCGCGGGAGCGCAAGAACAGCAUCACCGAGAUCAGCGACAACGAGGACGAGCUGCUGGAGUACCACCGGCGGCAGCGGCAGGAGCGGGUGCGGGAGCAGGAGAUGGAGCGCCUGGAGCGGCAGCGCCUGGAGACCAUCCUCAACCUCUGUGCCGAGUACACCAAGACGGACGGCACCGAGCCGGGCGACGUGCACCGGCUCCUGGGUGGUGAGGUGGAUGCUGGCCGGCGGGUCCCCAGGGGUGCCGUGGCCCUGGGCCGUGCUGCCGAGGAGCUGCGGCAGAGGGAAAGCCUGGAGAGGUCGGAUGAGGAGAACCUGAAGGAGGAGUGCAGCAGCACUGAGAGCACUCACCACGAGCACGAGGAGCUGGCGGGCCCCCGGGCCAAGGAGGCACAGCGGCUGGAGGAAGAGCGUGCCGGCGUGCUCAGCCGCCUGGACCAGCUCAAGGGCCGCAUCAAGGAGCUGGAGCAGCAGCUGCAGGAGACCUCACGAGAGGCGGAGAUGGAGCGGGCGCUGCUGCAGGGCGAGCGGGAGUCGGAGGCGGCGCGGCUGCGGCAGGAGCAGGAGGCGGUGCAGCAGCUGCAGGAGAAGCUCUCCAGCCUGGAUGCCAGCAUCCGGAAGGAGCGGGACAAGGAAAGGGCAAAGGUUGAUGCUGAAAGGAAGGAGCUAGAGCAACUCCGGGCGCUUUACCAUGAGUCGAAGAGCCACCUUGAUAAGUGCCCCGAGUCAAUGCGGGAGCAGUUGCGGGAGCAGAUGCGAAGGGAGGCGGAGGCGCUGGAGGCAGAGGCCAAGCUGUUUGAGGACCUGGAGUUCCAGCAGCUGGAGCGGGAGAGCCGCCUCGAGGAGGAGCGCGAGGCGCGGGGCCAGCAGCUCCUGCAGAGCCGGGCCGAGUGCCACCGCAGCAUCGCCCGCAGGAAGGAGCGGGUGGCCGCGCUGGAUGCCCAGGCUGCCCAGAUCCGGCUGCAGAGCGCCCAGGAGGCUGAGCGCCUGGCCAGGGAGAGGAACGGCGUCCUGCAGCUCCUGCAGAAGGAGAAGGAGAAGCUCAUGUCUCUGGAGAGGCGAUACCAGCUCGUUACAGGUGGCAGGAGCUUCCCCAAAACGUCUUCAGCUCUCAGAGAGGAGACCCUCCAUAUCUCAGAGCCUUAUGAGCUGUUGGAGGGAUCUAAGCCCCUGAGCCCCCUGCCAGCAGCGGCUGCCUCCUUAGCUUCUCCUGCCACCCGCUCCUACCCCAAGGCACAAGAGGAGUACAUGAGGCUGUCUGACGUUUUCAGGUUCUGCAGCAAUGCGCACGGCCCCAUCCCGGACACUAAAGCUUCUGCCACUGCCCCUGCUGCCGCUCAGCGCUCUUUCUUGCUUGCUGUACCUCCCGCAGCCGACGAGGUACCCGCUCCAGAGCAUGCUCGGGUUUGCUCCCUCGGGUUGCCUGCCGCAUCCUGGGCACUGAGAAUGUUGCAGACCGUGCGGCCGCCCCGGUGCUCGGAGCCCACCUCUCUCUUGGGCUGGGGGACUUGUUUGGCUGCAGCUGAGCAGGGAGCAGAGGCUGGAGCCACCCGAACUCCUUGCUGGGGAGCACUUCUUGCCUGCUCCAGCUGGGCUUUCCCCUCUGGGGCAGCGGCAGCAGGGCUGGGGAGCAGAGUGGGUGCCCAGUGGGGCGGGCGGGCACCCCUUUGCCUGUUGGACCUGGUCCCGGCCACCGCUCCCAGGCGAGGAGGGUGCAGAGCAGGCGGAGACCGGACCUGGUGCCCGGCACCGGGGCAGCAGUCAGCACCAGCUGCCCUUCCUCCUGAGGACGUGACACCCUCCUUUGGGGGCUGGAGCUGCCUGCUCAUUCCCCCGUGCCUUCUUGGCCUUGCUUGGAGCCCCUUCUCCCAGUUUAAUCUGCUUCUCUCUGCCCAGUACGUGACCGUUGAGCAGCUCUCAGGCAUCCUGGGUGGCCUCCGUGCCCCUGCUGCUUCCCCGCUGGGCUGUGCCCCUCCGGCUCCUUCAUCCUCAGGCUGUGCUACUCCUCCUCCUCUUCCGUCUCUCUCUUCUUCCUCCGUCUCUGCAGAGAUGGAGCAGCAGCUGCCGGAGGGCCCCGUGUGGCUCCCGGCUCUUGAUUUAGAGAAGUGGUACCAGGAGGUCAUGGCUGGCUUUGAGACCUCCUCCUCCUCUGUCUCUCCUCCUUCUUCCCCUCCUCCGCUUCCAGCUAAAGCUCAUUCCUCUCACAAGCCUCUCCAGGUCUAUCGUGCCAAAACAGAGGGCGAUGCUGGUGCCCUCGCCCCUCGGAUGAAGAGCGGGACCCCCUCGUCCUCACAGCUCAACCUCUCCGUGCUGGGGCGCAGCCCCUCGCCCAAGCUGACCGCCUGCCGCCCUGCCCAGGGCCCCCCGAGCCCGGCGGGCAGCCUGCCCCGCAACCUGGCGGCCACGCUGCAGGACAUUGAGACCAAGCGCCAGCUGGCCCUGCAGCAGAAGGCCGAGCCGCUCCCAGCAGAGCUCUUGCAGCCGGGCGAUCUACCAGGUCAGCAGGUGAUCGAGGAGCAGAAGCGGCGGCUGGCGGAGCUGAAGCAGAAAGCGGCUGCCGAGGCUCAGUCCCAGUGGGAAGCCCUGCAUGGGCAGCCCCUCUUCCCCGCUGCCUUCCCCCCUCUCAUGCAUCACUCCAUCCUCCACCACCACCGGCCCCACGGCGUCGGGCCCCGGGCCGAGGAGCUGGACCACGCGUAUGACACCCUCAGCCUGGAGAGCUCGGACAGCAUGGAGACCAGCAUCUCCACCAGCAACAACUCUGCCUGCUCGCCUGACAACAUCUCCAGUGCCAGCGGGAUGGAGGUGGGGAAGAUCGAGGAGAUGGAGAAGAUGCUGAAGGAGGCGCACGCGGAGAAGUCGCGGCUGAUGGAGUCCCGGGAGCGGGAGAUGGAGCUGCGGCGGCAGGCGCUGGAGGACGAGCGCCGGCGCCGGGAGCAGCUGGAAAGGCGGCUGCAGGACGAGACCGCGCGGCGGCAGAAGCUGGUGGAGAAGGAGGUCAAGCUGCGGGAGAAGCACUUCUCGCAGGCUCGUCCCCUGACGCGGUACCUCCCCAUACGCAAGGAGGAUUUCGACCUGCGGCUGCACAUCGAGUCCUCGGGCCACGGCGUGGACACUUGCUACCACGUCAUCCUGACGGAGAAGAUGUGCAAGGGCUACCUGGUCAAGAUGGGCGGCAAGAUCAAGUCUUGGAAGAAGCGGUGGUUCGUCUUCGACCGCAUGAAGCGCACCCUCUCCUACUACGUGGAUAAACAUGAAACGAAGCUGAAGGGCGUCAUCUACUUCCAAGCCAUCGAAGAGGUGUACUACGACCACCUCCGCAGCGCGGCGAAGAGCCCCAACCCUGCCCUCACCUUCUGCGUCAAGACCCACGACCGCCUCUACUACAUGGUGGCACCCUCGGCCGAGGCCAUGCGUAUCUGGAUGGAUGUCAUCGUCACCGGGGCAGAGGGGUACACCCAGUUCAUGAACUGAGGAUGGGCAGGUGCUGGGCACCCCAGCUCCACCAGCUUGAUGGACUGAGCGCCCCGAGCAGAGAGGAUCUCCUGGGGGGCCGUGGUCCCUGCUGCGCCCCGUGCCCAGGGCUGUGCCCGCUGCAGCGGUGGAACCGCACCGUGCCCCGCGCCAGACGUCGCCCGCGCUGCUAAGGGAAUAAUUUUAUCUUUUUUUUUUUUUUAACGUUGACUUUUUGAAAACAAAAUUUAUUGGAAACAUAUCAAAAAGUGCUGAAACGUAAAAAGCUGCCAAAGACCUGCCAGCGCCUGGAGCUUUUUGCAUCUGGGAGAUGCUGGACUGGAGACUGACGCUGUUACUUGCUGCCCCAGUUUGUCAGCAAGGGACGGUACAGCCGAGCCCUGACGCCAACCGGCCCCAAGUAGCCGGGACCCCUCUCUUUAGUAGCCUGAGACCCCUCUUGGUAAAACCUCUGUAACCCCACCUCGGGCCCUGGCCGGGCGGUGAGCGUGGGGCGGGCUACCCAGCCAUAAAGCAUUUCAUGAAGCCAG